GGUGGAGGAUGAGUCAAGCAGGAAAGUAUGCUGGGGUCUGUGUGAGCAGAGGCACCGUUCUCCUCAGGCCUGGAGAGUGCCCUAGGACAGCCGUUCACUCUCCUCUUUUAGACAAAGCUGCCCAGGGCUUUGAGAGUUCCAGGGAGUAAAGGCUGGAGGGAUGGAAACCAGACAGAAGUGGCCAAUCCUGGCCUGGGCUACUCCCUUUGUGCAAGUCAGGCGGGCUCCUCUCUGAAAAGUUGCAAACAAGUCCUCUUGUGCAGGAGGGGAAAGAACUGGAGAGCGGGAGAAGGAAGGGGGAGGGCCGUGAUUGAUUCUCCCUGGAAGUUCGCUCAUGGCCCAGGCUGACCUGCUACCGGGCACUUGCCUCCAGGACAUCCAGUUGCAGUUCCGGACAGAGUCCCUGCAGGUGGUCCCUUCUCUCUUGGCUCCAGCAGUGACACUGGGGGUGGCCUUGGGCAUCAGCUGCGCAGUUUUGCUUUGUGUCUACGUGAUCAAGCCUCUGCUUCAGAAAAAGAAAGAUGAUUCCCAAAGUCUCCUCAAAAACCUGGAUGCUGAUGUACAUCUUUAUGAAACUGACUCACUACCAAGAGAGAAGAGAAAGGAAGACCAAACACCCAUGGAAGAGGGAAUUCUUGGUGAAUAUGAGUCACCAUUCAACAGUAACAUCGCAGCAUUCGCAUUGAAGGCAAAAGUGGUCUAUCCCAUCAAUCAAAAAUUUAGGCCUCUUGCAGAUGGAUCGUCUAAUCCAUCUUUGCAUGAAAAUUCAAAACAGACAAUUUUGCCUAAUCAAAUGAUGGAAGUUUCUCCUUCAAGUAGUCUCGGAUCCCUCAGCCAGGGAGACAAAGAAGACUGCAGUUCUUCUACCAGCAUACAUUCUGCCAUUAGUGAUGACCGAUUCCAUGAUAGAACCUUUCUUAAGGUGAAUUCUUUCCCAGAGGUGCUGAUCUGUGAAAGUUUUGAUAUUAGCUUAUGUCUGCAUAGCCUUCACCUGAAAAGCCUACUACUCUUAGACAAGGAAUUGAGGCAAGAAAAACACAUGAUGUUUAUCCAGAUCCUCAAAAUGUCCCUAACUGAUAUUCUUCCAAAGAAGAAGGGUGGUGAUGACUUGUAUCAAAAGAUCAUUUCAAAACAAGAAAUGGAUUUAGAAGAAUUAGAAAAACAAAUUCAGUCCAAAUUAUCAAACACAGAAAUGGUGGGUGCUGGUAGCUCUGAAUAUUUCACACUGGAGGAUAUCGAAAGGAAAGAGAGGGAAUAUUCAGAACACAUAAUAGAUAAUAUGGAAGCCUUCUGGAAACAGAUAGAAAAAACCCAGCACUUUCUUCUAGACCAACUGAAAUGUUUAAGUGCCAAAGCAGGGCAGAUAAUGCAAAAUCUAACUGAAAGAAUGAUUACAGCAGAAGAGUUAUUAAGUGCCUCUCAGGACUUGCAGACCCUGGACAUUCAAGAGAGAACAGUGGGUUGGGAAUAUAUGGCCAAAAUGAUCAACUCCUUAAAAUUACAAAUUCAGGAAGAGACCAAGUGUCAGCUGACUGUGAUUUCUCGAGCACUGGAGUCGUUAACCAUUGCAGGGAAACUCUCAGUAAGACAGAAGGAAGAAUUGCUCACACAAUUGCACAAAGCUUUCUGGGGAGAAGUAGAGCAUUAUAAUAAUGAAUGUGUCCAGAGAGGUAAGGACCUAAUCAAGGCUUCUCUGGCUCGCCGGGAGGCAAGGAUCGAAAAGAUGACAUUGGCUCACAAAGAAGAGAGAGUAUGCCUUUUUGGAAAAACACAAAAGGUGGCUGACCCUGAUGUGGUACUUAAGGCUUAUCAUGAAUUCCUGGAAAAGCAGAGAUUAACUCGUUAUGAUCUCGAAGAGGAGGAUGACUUUAAAACUGCAGAAGCAGUCACUGAUCUGUGCCAGGAGCUAUAUAGCAGUAGCAUCCAAACUUUUGAAAAACUCAUAGAAGAAACAUUUCUUCAUACGCUCUUGGGAGUGACUGGCCUUUCCUUGGGAGAAUGUGAGCACUUGAAGCAAGAUGUUCAACGCAGUGGAGCCCUUGACUUGGAGAAGUCAGAACGAUGCCGAGAAAAGCAAUGGACACUUUUUCAGGAACUACUUGACCAAGAAAAACAGCUGUGGACUGAAGAGUAUGCCUUGUCCGCCAUCAUGCAGAAACACUUUUUGGAGAAACACGAGAGCAUCAUCCAUGGAGUGCUAUGCCAUCUGGGUGGUCUCAGUGAAGAGUCAAGAAGAUUCAUAUCACAGAAACAUAAGCUCAUACUAAGUUCAAUCCUCAGAAGACUCUCCCUCCGGAAUAUUGCUGCUGCCACAAUGACUCAGAUGAGAGUGUCCAGAAAGAAGAGUCUUCUUCAGGAGCUAAAAGAACAGUACAUCCUGGAAAAGAGCUCCUCUCAAUGUCAAGAUGAGCACCAGUGGCAACUGCUUAAAGCAAUGGAGUCUCGUAUCCUGGAAGAAGAGAGGAAAGUAAAGGAGGAAACUCAACAGACACGUUUGGAAUUCCAUCAGCAGUUCAUUGUGGAAGUACAGGAAUGUAUACAGUUUCUUCACCAACACAUGCAGCAGGUGAUUGGAGAGGCCUUGCUUGAGCAUGCUCGGUGUGAUAUGGCCAAAAGCCGAGCCAAAGACAGAGAUGAUUUUAAGGGGACAUUGAUAGAAGCAGCUGUAGAAAGCGUAUAUGUGACCAGCAGCAAUGUUAACAGGCUCGUCCACAGUUACUACCAACAAAUUGGGAAAAUCAUGCAGGGUCACGAAGAGAGAAAACUCCAUCAGCUCAAGGCAUUACAGGCUGAAAGGAUGGACAAUUACAAGCUUCAGAAGCAAACCGAAUUGAGUGACCAGUCACCAAGUAGAAAUGCAUCAAGACCCACCUCUGAUGUGCCCAGCACUGUCCAUCAAAGGAUGUUGUCACAGCAAAAGAAGUUCUUGGCCCAGUUCGACGUGCAUCAGCAGAUUCGCUUGGCCUCCCUGAAACAGACUGCAGAAGCUAUGGAUCACCUGGGAGCCCAGCUUGAGACUCAGAUGAAGGAAGCUGAGCAGAUCUUCAUCACGGAGCUGGCAGCAUUGUCUCGAGUGCCUCUCACCGAAAACAAACCAGCGGCAAACAAGAGAGGGCAGCCUGAGAAAUGUCUGAGGAACAAAAAGAAGAAGCCCUUGCCUCUAGAAAAUGAUGAUCCUAGUCUGAAUGAAGACGACCCUACCUCCAGGGGCCAGAGUUCAGGAUCUUGCAGCAGUAAAUUGCAGAAUCAAGGUGAAAGUGACAUUGGCGAACUAGAGAAAGCAAAGAAGAUCAGGAAAAAAAGAAGUAACUUGUAGUUACUUGCAGAGACAUCGAGUUGUCAGUGUCAAGACCACUGCCUAGAAAUCAGAAGACCUGGCUGUGUGACUUCGGGCUUCAGUGUCUUCAUGUGUUAACCAUCGAGAAAUCUCCCUCACAUGGAAGACCAAGUUUGAUAAUGUGUAUGACAAAGGGUUUGUAAAACUUCAAAGUAGUAUGUAAAGGGAAAUCAGUAUUGUUAUCUAGGACCAAAGAGCAUAAAAAAAUGUCCAGAAAAGAAAAAUAAAGUUUCUUUCUCUUUAUGUAAAACAA
Phascolarctos cinereus (koala) is the source of this 3590-nucleotide messenger RNA. RefSeq names its product EvC ciliary complex subunit 1 (gene EVC). The record is from RefSeq and is a predicted model, not a curated record. Gene Ontology annotation, biological process: smoothened signaling pathway. NCBI's taxonomy places the organism in Eukaryota, Metazoa, Chordata, Mammalia, Diprotodontia, Phascolarctidae. Gene Ontology annotation, cellular component: plasma membrane protein complex; ciliary membrane.